Molecule: messenger RNA, 738 nt
Organism: Laccaria bicolor S238N-H82
Lineage: Eukaryota; Fungi; Basidiomycota; Agaricomycetes; Agaricales; Hydnangiaceae
Exons: 2
Coding region: 1-738 (245 amino acids)
Source: RefSeq, a predicted model, not a curated record
AUGAUUUCCCCUUUGACCGAAACGAAGAAAUACAAGAACAAUUCACUUUCCGAACGUCCUUCAAUUCCUAGGGCUCUUCCUGAAAUUCUUCAUUUCAAGUGUGUUGCGGUGCUGACACGCUUCACAGUCAAUAAUGCCUCCACACCUCCUCAGUCCAUCCCUGCGACGCGUGCACACACCCUCUACCUCGACCGUCCAUCCCUUACACCAUCCUUACACGCGCUGCUUGACCCACUUCUGCUCACGACAAGAUCUACGACGAAGAAAUACCGCCAGGAGCUGCCCAAGAUCCUGAUGAACGGUGGUGGCAUGGGGGAAAUGGAGGAAACGAUGAUGUGGUACGCCGUGUCCCAUGAAAAGGCCGAGGAGGAGGACUGGACAUGGACCACCCCCAGCACCUGUGGAAUCGCCAAAGAAACGCAAGCAGUCUGUUCGUCUACAGCCAGCUGUCCCUGUUCUCACCUUGGAAGUCCAUCUGAAAGCCUUCAUGGGCAAAUUGCCGCUGUGGCAGUUAGUUGUCAGCUUUGGCUUGUCAAGCAAGUUGCGCCAUACAACGGACGAACGCGACGGAUGCAAAUAUUCCGCCAAGACGUUAUCGAACCUCAGUACAAGGCGGUACUACCAAACCAAUGUGUCACCUCCCCAGUUACCGAACGAUCCAUCUACCUUGAGACCGCUGACCGUCCUGCGUCCUAUCUAGCAUUCCCCGUCACUUUCCACGGCCUCAGGCCGCAGUAA